AAAAUGGCGAUUGGGUACCAAAAAUUACAAAUGUAACUUGGACGAGAAAUAGAUCGAUUAAACUUACUUUACAAUCGCCCAGGAAAGUAUUUCCUAGCAAAUGGAAUGCGCCUACAGCAAUUGGUCACUAUACUCUAGAUGAUCAAAAAGGAAAUUAUCAGAGGUUUGCUAAAAAAGCAUACUUUAUAAAUGGCUAUAAUGAUACUAAUGUUUGGGUAGGUGACUCCUACGUAGGAUCUAAUCCAGCAACUGUGGAAUCCUUUUAUGAUAAUAAUUUUAAUCCUCAACUUGGAUCAUUAGUAAGGGUUGCAAUUUCAAUAUAUUAUAGAUGCACAAACAUUAAAGAUGAUAAUUGGUAUUCAUCUGGAAUAAAAACUGUUUGUUCUAGUUGCGAUGUUGAGGUUUAUGCACCUUAUCA
Molecule: messenger RNA, 418 nt
Organism: Racocetra fulgida
Lineage: Eukaryota; Fungi; Glomeromycota; Glomeromycetes; Diversisporales; Gigasporaceae
Source: the annotation of a GenBank genome assembly